Molecule: messenger RNA, 1410 nt
Organism: Zootermopsis nevadensis
Lineage: Eukaryota; Metazoa; Arthropoda; Insecta; Blattodea; Termopsidae
Source: RefSeq, a predicted model, not a curated record
UCAAUGCCCGACUGUGGCGUAGCGUAGCGAUUCUCCUAGCAAUUAGAUGUCGAAGGUAGACAUAUUGGUAGUUUAAUUAAUAAAAUUAUAAAAAUGUAUAGUUUAUCUGGACACGUUUAAUACUGUUCGAAUUUACAAAACAUUCAUUCGUAUAGUCCGAGAUGGAAGAGGAAAUAAUUAUGGUCCCAGAAGACGGUUUUAGUCCUACAGGUAAGAUGUGAGAAGUUCGUAUGGAGCAGACCAAUGGUACUUACAUUGAUAGAAGAAUAUAAGAAAGUAGAACAUGAAUUCAAAGAUUCCAAUAUUAAAAAGAAGCACAUAUGGCGCAAAAUAGCUCAACAGCUUUCUCAGAGGGGCUACCCCAAUGUGAGUGAAGAUAUGUGUGAUAAAAAGUGGCGCAACUUGAAGAAGACGUUUAAAGAAAUUUAUGUUGGACAAAGAGGGUCACCUUUGAGAACCAGGUGGGGAUUUUACAAUGCAGUAGAAGAGAUAUUCAGUAAGGAUCCAAAUAUAGUAAGUGCUGCAUCAGUAUCAGUUUCAACAAAACCUUUACUAACUACAAAAAAAAUUCCAUGUUCUGAUGGGCAGGAAAUGCAAGUUGAAGUAAUGGAAGUUGUUGGGAAUUUAGGUGAAGAGUAUUUGGAAAAUGGGGAAGCAGUAAUGGCUGAAAAUUCUGAAGAUCAUAUAUAUGGAACUUUUGACACAUCAGUUCAGCAACCACCUGCUUGGUUCACAGAAUUUCUACAGCAGUAUCAUAAUGAUGAAGAAAGGAGAAUAGAAAUGUUAAAUAAAAUGCAUGCUGAUAUUAUUGCUUUGGAAGAAAAAAAGUGUGCUCUGUUAGCAAAACUUAUUGAGAAAGUUGGAGGCCCUUGUGUGGUACAAGAGAAUGAGAAAUGUGAAUCAUCUGACUUUAAAAGACUAGACCAAGAACCAGAGUGAAACAGAAGAUUUUAGCCAAUAAGUCUUAUUUACAUGUUAGGUAAAUGCAAAUGGAAAGUACAAUGUUGCAGCUUUCUACAUUAAUCCUAAAAUUGUAUACAUGCUGUGUACAGUGUAUUAGCUAUGAUUCAUUUGCAGUGACACAGACAUCCCACAGUCAUUAGUCAUUACAGUUCCUGAAACAUCUGGAAAUUGCAGUGCUGGUCAAAAUUGUAUUUUAGUGUCAUAGGUAUUACAUGUGGACCAUGCAGUAAAUUAUUUCAGAGAGACAGCUUGCUAUUUUCAGCAGUAUUGGAGACAUUUAGCUCUGAUGUGAGAAAUGAUAUAUCUUGGUGUUGACAGAGGCUUCUGUGUAAUUAAUUUAUUUAUUUUAUGUCAAUCACGGUCUUUUGGGUUAUGAUGCCUUGCAGUUUUGUAGGUUACCUGUAUUUUGAGGAAAAUGUCACAACCCAGAUGAGCACAAUUGACAUA